UCGGCUCGUGUUUCUGAUGUUAGUGCAUAGAGUUUGCGUAUUCCUGCCUCCACUUUGAUUUAGUUGUCCAUUAUUCUGUUUGUCUGCUUUGAGUUUAAAGCGUUAUCGUAGCGUGUUACCGUUAUUUGUGAGUAUUUUUAAAUUUUCACCGCAAUGGCUGCAAUGCGAAGCGUAGAUAGUGUAUCAGGUGAUAACAGUGACCUUUUGGCUGCCUUGUCGUCAUCACCAUCGUUGUCGACUAUUCCGGCAUCACUUCAGCCUGUUAGGGCAUUAACUAUUACUGGUACUAAGAAACGUAAGGUCACCGCGGACUCGUAUAAGCCCAAAACCGAUGCAGUUAGCUUAGCUCGGCGUGGGUUUACCCAGGGGCAGGUUGCAUUUCAGUACGAAGGUGGGCCGGUAAUUAAAUUUGGAGGAGAAAAAUUCAUUGCAGUUUACUUGAUGAACAACCGUUUGCGAUACAUUAUUGGGGAGUUUGAUAAAAAUCAGGAGGGUCAGUGGGUUCCGAGUUUAGCGUCCAAGCAUGUCGAGUUAGAUGCGAAGCAGUUUGCCAAACUAAUGGGUUUACAACUGUGUGGACAACUGGAAAGACUGAUCAAUUAUGACGAAGGCUCUACACCCAUUACGGCAAUGCAUGACCUGGGCGGAGGUUACUUCUUUAACUGGGGAUGGCUUGACGAAGUACCCAUUGCCAACAUUCGGGUUUACCUUGAAGCAAACAGCCUGAAAGAACCGGGAACAAAGGUGGUCAUCGGCUCACCCAGUGAGAAACGACUUGCGAUGAAUGAAAAGAACUGGACGGCGUUCUGUGAACUUUUGGACAACGGAACCAUCCUUAAGCAUACGUAUGAGGUGCUGAAGGGACGAUCCGGGUACCCUACCAUGCAAGUCUGCCAAGCCGACUACCAGGAUAUUUUGAGAAGCUACCGUGGCCUAUGA
Messenger RNA from Paramacrobiotus metropolitanus, 939 nucleotides. RefSeq lists its product as uncharacterized. The record is from RefSeq and is a predicted model, not a curated record. Bases 154 to 939 code for a protein of 261 amino acids. Lineage: Eukaryota; Metazoa; Tardigrada; Eutardigrada; Parachela; Macrobiotidae. The transcript is spliced from 3 exons.